GAGCUCCCGAGCACCCGUAGGUCGGAUUCCGUGGAUAAGGCACCGGAAGUGACCGCUUCUUGGCUGCUUCCUCUCCUGGAGUCCAAAGUCCAGCUGCUCCGCCGCGAUAUUCAGUAAACCACUGGGAGUCCGGCAGCAUGGAGGCAGCGCGCCCUCCCGCGAAUGCAGGGAAAUUCGUGGUGGUCGGCGGCGGCAUCGCGGGCGUCACUUGUGCGGAGCAGUUGGCUACUCAGUUUCCAUCAGAAGAUAUUCUCUUGAUAACAGCUUCUCCCGUUAUUAAAGCAGUUACGAAUUUCAAGCAGAUUUCUAAAAUAUUGGAAGAAUUUGAUGUUGAAGAACAAUCAAGUACUAUGUUAGAAAAACGCUUUCCCAACAUUAAGGUUAUAGAAUCUGGAGUAAAGCAACUGAAGAGUGAAGAACACUGCAUUGUAACAGAAGAUGGCAAUCAGCAUGUAUAUAAGAAACUCUGUCUGUGUGCUGGAGCUAAACCAAAGUUGAUAUGUGAAGGAAAUCCUUACGUAUUAGGAAUCCGUGAUACAGACAGUGCUCAGGUAACUAACUUCAAUAUUGUUUUUAGGUAUGAAAUUGAAGGCUGUGAAGUGAUUUGGGCCAUUAAAGAUAAAGCUAUAGGGAAUACUUUCUUCGAUGCAGGAGCAGCUGAAUUCUUGACUUCAAAGCUCAUUGCUGAAAAACCAGAGGCUAAAAUUGCACAGAAAAGAACCAGAUAUACAACUGAAGGUAAGCAUAGAAAAGGGCUACAAGAAAAUUUAAUAAAACAAAUUUUGGAAAUAGUAAUAUGGUUUUCUCAUAAGAUUCACCUUGAAACUAUGUGUGAAGUAAAGAAAAUCUACCUUCAGGAUGAGUUUAGAAUUUUGAAGAAAAAGUCCUUCACUUUCCCGAGAGACCCUAAGUCAGUUACAACUGAUACAGAGAUGUGGCCUGUCUAUGUGGAAUUGACCAAUGAAAAGAUAUAUGGCUGUGAUUUCAUUGUCAGUGCUACAGGAGUUACACCAAAUGUAGAACCUUUUAUCCAUGGUAACAGUUUUAAUCUAGGAGAAGAUGGUGGCCUGAAAGUGGAUGAUCAUAUGCACACAUCCCUUCCUGAUGUCUAUGCUGCCGGUGACAUCUGUACUGCAUCCUGGCAGCUGAGCCCAGUCUGGCAGCAGAUGAGGCUGUGGACCCAGGCUAGACAGAUGGGAUGGUAUGCAGCAAAGUGCAUGGCUGCGGCGAGUUUAGGAGACUCCAUUGACAUGGAUUUCAGCUUUGAACUGUUUGCUCAUGUGACAAAAUUUUUUAACUAUAAGGUUGUACUGCUGGGAAAAUACAAUGCACAGGGCUUAGGUUCAGAUCAUGAAUUAAUGCUGAGAUGUACCAAAGGACAAGAAUACAUCAAAGUCGUCAUGCAAAAUGGACGAAUGAUGGGAGCUGUCUUAAUUGGUGAAACUGAUUUAGAAGAAACAUUUGAAAACCUAAUCUUAAACCAAAUGAAUCUUUCAUCAUAUGGAGAAGAUCUACUAGAUCCAAAUAUUGAUAUAGAAGAUUAUUUUGACUGAAAAUGGAAUUUCUUCAAGAAUCAUAUAAAGUUCCAGAUGACACCAGAAGAAUCACAAGUCAAUAAAAUCAAUGACUGCAUUGAGUUAAUGAUGACCACACUGAAAAUUACUGAAGUGAUAAUGGUAUUAGUGGAAAAGUAUAAAAACAUAAAUUCCAAGUUUGAAAUCAGUUCAAAUAGUUUAUUUAUAAUCUUUCCAAUACAGCACUGACCACUUAGAUAAAAAUCUUAUUUAUUUCUAUGUUUUAAACAUAAAUAUGUUUACUUGUGACUUAGCUUUGAAGCAAAUUUAGCUAAGUUAUCAACUUAGCCAAAUGUACUCUAGUAGGCUAGAACCAUUCUUUGUGAAAUGUCAAAAUAUGACUGUGGUUUCAGGAACUUUAAAAUCGGUUUUAUUUUACUUUAAAUAGAGAUGUAGCAGUAUCUCGUCUGCUAAUAUU
Messenger RNA from Mandrillus leucophaeus (drill), 1992 nucleotides. RefSeq names its product pyridine nucleotide-disulphide oxidoreductase domain 1 (gene PYROXD1). The coding region runs from base 138 to 1553 and encodes 471 amino acids. The record is from RefSeq and is a predicted model, not a curated record. Gene Ontology annotation, molecular function: oxidoreductase activity; flavin adenine dinucleotide binding. NCBI's taxonomy places the organism in Eukaryota, Metazoa, Chordata, Mammalia, Primates, Cercopithecidae. The transcript has 11 exons.